AUGACACCCGCUGCCACCGGCCCCGGCAGCCCUCUCAUUGCUGGCGUUGCCAUGUCGGGCGGCGAAUUCAACGACUUUUCCGAUGACGACCUCGGUGCCAACAACCUUUUCGACUUCUCUAACAGCCCAGAUACCCUCCAGAGCCUAGAGUCGCUCGGCGCCGGCGACCCCAAGGCCUUUCUAUCUCCUCAGGAACUCUCCGCAGGUCCUUUCCCCGAUUCUCCCAACGGCUCUUAUCACGACUCGUCCUCCGAGUCGGCCUCCUCAAAACGCACCGGCAGCUCCACCUCCUCCAAGACGCCCGCUACUACCACCGAUGUAAUGAUGGAUGACGGCGAUAUCAAGAUGGAAUGGGGCAACCCAGGGUUUGGCACAUUUACCGACGACGACGCCACAUUUGGCUUUGGCCGCGAUGCCGACCCCUCUACCCUCGAUGGCAUUUACGGCUUCGGCCAGGACGACAGCUUCCUCGACCGAUCUUUCGACUUCGAGAGCGCUUCAAGUAGCCCCGAGAUGGCGAAUGGCGCCCAACCUAGCAUGGCGUCCCCCAAGAUGCCUACCAUCAAGACAAACAGCCCCAUGAAGUCAGAGGCACCCCCCAAAAGGGUCAAGACGAAUGCUCAAGGUCACCACAAGGCCCCUUCGCAAUACUCUGUAUCAUCCUCUAUGAACGGACGGAAGACGGCCGGAUCGCGCGAGGUAUCGCCCAUGUCCAAUAUUGUAAUGAGCCACGGUGGCUCGCCGGCAGCCCUCUUUAACUCCCCCUCGCCCAACGCCGGGCCCGAUUUCGCCAGAGUUAUGAAUGGGAACUUGGGUAACGCUAUCUGGCCAACCGGGUUGGAUGGCGCCGCACCCACUCUGGACGGCCUGCCCAAUCCCCUCCAUUUUGGCGUUCAAAUGAACCAACCAAUGUCGAUGCCACAACAGAUGCCGAUGCUCACCCCGCCUGCGUACAACUUCGCCGGCCUAUACGAGCUCAAGAUUCUGCCCACUCCUCUCAAGUCCCGUGUUGAGACUCAGAUUCCAAUCAAGAUGACUCUGACUCCUCUCCCCCCCGGUGUCACCAAGCUUCACCUCCCCGCUCAUACCAUUUCGAAGCCUAAACUCCUCGCUAAGCCGACUCCUGAGAGAACCCCGGAUACGCUUGAGCUCUUUGUCACAUUGGUGUGCACCAGCGCCAUGGAGGGACCCGACAGGAAGAAGCACGCCUUGGAACGAGCUGCGUCUCAUCCCCAGGGUUAUCUGCCUAGUAUGGACGAUGAGGAGAACUCCCCUCAGAAUGGUGGCGAUGUACGAAUAUGCCCAGGAUGUAUCACUCGAGAACGGAAGCGGGCCGCAAGGAAAAAGAUCAAGAAGCCUGACGAGGAGAAGCUUUGGAGCCAGGACGAGGAGCGCCGCGUUAUCGUCUUUAACACACAAGAAGUGAAGGAGUGGCAGCCUGUCAGCCCUGUCACAGACUCGAAUGGAAACCCGGAGCCCGUCGUGGCUGAUGGUGGCAUGCAGAUUGAUGCCCCGAUGCGCAUUGCCUGCUACUGUCGGCACCAUGGUGAGAAGAUGGGAUUUAACGUCGUCUUCACGAUCAAGGACUUCCAGGACCGAGUCAUUGCGCAAGCCAUGUCGAAUCCUAUCAUGAUCACCGACGAUCACAAGACGCACCCUAUGGCCCAAAAUGCGACACAACCCUCGAUACCGGAAGCCCCAGUUGCCGCUUCAGCUCCGGUAAACCCUCAACCCAUCGACACUAGUAACCUAGUCCCCCCUACACCUACCGGCAAUUUCCGUAUGUCGACGUCCAGCAGCGACCUCUCGAAUAUGCAACAUCGGAACAGCCUGUCAUCUUACCCGACCUCUUCAUCAGGCAAGACGACACCCACAGGGGCCACAUCCCGAACAUUGUCUCGUCCUGCUUCACCGACCUCAGGAGGACCUAUGUCGAAGAAAAGGAAGGCGAGCGGGUCGAGGGUGCCCAAUGGUCUCACCAUGACUCGUCUUGACACUUCUCCCUCGCCUGGUGCUCAGGCGACCAGCAACCAGAUGAAUACCACUACCUCCCCCUUCACCCCGAACCUCAACGCCUUCUCGCAAGCGGAUAGCUUGUUUGGACAACAAAAUGGCAUGGCUCCAUUCGCUACUGGCCCCCCUACUCCUAGCAGCAAUGACCAGCCCGCCUUCUUUACUAAUAACCGAUCUGCGAGCAUGGACAACCUGGCGAUGGCCCAGCUGUAUUCGGCACCUGCUUCAAACCACGCAAGCCGAGCCCCUAGUCCGAACGGCCUGAGGAACAGCGUGAGCGCAGCGACUCAGAAUCAGUUCAACCAACUCAAUGGCGCCAUGUACUCACUGCCCCUGGGCUUGAACCAGACUCGCGUGCCCCCGAUAAUCCACAAGAUCAUCCCCAACGAAGGUCCCAAGAUUGGAGGAAUCGAAGUGACUGUCCUAGGUGCGGCCUUCUUCCAAGGACUGGAAGUCUGGUUUGGUGAGCAGAAGGCGACUACUACCACUUUCUGGGGCGAGUCGUCUCUCGUCUGUCUGUUGCCUCCUUCGCCUGUCGCAGGAGCUGUUGCUGUCACCUUCAAGCAUCAGGCUGCACAAGCCGCCCAAGCUUUCCCCAUGGGCAAGCAACCGCCCAUCUUCAAGUACAUUGACGACAACGAGGACAAGCUCAUCAGGACUGCCCUGUCCGUCCUCGGCCACAAAAUGUCUGGCCAGAUGGUCGAUGUUAGUGAUCUGGCCCGAAGGAUCUUGAACGACGGUAGCUCUGGUUGGUCGGGCGGUGGUGGCUCUGCUGGUGGUUCAUCUGGUGGCCAGCCACCAGGCGGUCAGAUGUUUAACCAUGCGCCAUACGCCCAUCUGGAGUCCCAACUCCUGAAGUGCCUCGACCUGAUCGAUCUCGACGACAGCACUCACAGGACUCGCCUGGAUCUCAAGAGAACAACCGGCCAUACCAUGCUCCACUUGUCCUGCUCGCUUGGCUACCAUCGAUUUGUUGCUGCUCUUUUGGCUCGCGGAGCAAACCCUGACGCUCGUGACAAGGGUGGGUUCACACCUUUGCACUUGGCUGCCAUUCACAACCACCCCGAGAUUGUGCGUAGGUUGAUGCUCCACGGUGCCGAUCCUACCAUCCGAAGCUUGUCUGGACUCGCUGCCGCCGAUGUGGCCCAGUCCCGAGCUGUCCUUCGCGCCAUUCGCCGUUCCGAACGCCAUGUCCGAUCCCGCAGCAGUGGUGCCUCGCUUCAUAGCAGAGCCAGCAGCGCCACAUCGCUUCGAUCGUUGUGGGAGCCUAUGAGCAAGAUCCACAGUCACGAGGAGCACAUGUCAGCCGACUCCAGCGAGGAGAGCCCAGAGUAUACCUCAGGGGACUUUGAGGACGAGGACCCUGAUGAAGACUCUUACUUGAGAAUGAGAAGACCUAGCGGACUACGACAAGACCGACCCACCCUCCAACGCCAGAAGACAGCCGAGCUGGAGCUCGACGAUGAGGACUUGGUUCCUCCGGCAAUGGCGCCGGCCGCCGCGUUCAGAGAUCAACUGCAACAGCCACUGCAACAGGUCCAACAGCAGUUGCAACAAUUCCAGCAAUCCAUGGCUUUGCACUUCCAGAACCUGCCUCACUUCCCCCAGAUGCCUGACUACCAGGCAAUACAGCUGGCUCCGUUCAUGCGAGCGAUGCAGCAGCUGAUGCCGGGCAUGUCCGGAGCCCGUCCUGACGCGGAUGGCGAACAACCUCGCUGGUGGGACAUGACUCCCAAAACUAACCCCGCAGCUCCGCCUGCAUACGAAGAGUUGUACCCCCAACAAGAGCUCGACCGCAAGCAAGCGUCUGCCAUCCAGGCUGCCUGUGACGCCGAGGCCGACAUAAAGUGCGCUAGCCUGUACGAUCAGCCGUCCACAUCCGAGGUUGUUGAGGGCAAGACUCAGGUGCCGAGUGUUCUCAUGAUUGGCCGAAAGAAUGCCAUCACAAAGGAACAGCAGGAGCAGUUCCUGGCGGCACGUGAGGAGAAGUUGAAGAAAAUUGGGAGUGACCGCAACCUGUUCUUGCUCUGGAUCCCUCUUCUUAUAAUCAUGGUUUGCACCAUGCUUUACAGCUACUUCCCCUCGCUGGUUCCCUUCGCUUGGGCAUUCGCCCGUUCCCUUUGGGAGGGCGGCAUCGACAAGACUCAUCAACUCAUUCAACAGAACAUCCCCGAGCGAGUUGUCGAGCUUUGA
Messenger RNA from Ilyonectria robusta, 4206 nucleotides. RefSeq lists its product as uncharacterized. NCBI's taxonomy places the organism in Eukaryota, Fungi, Ascomycota, Sordariomycetes, Hypocreales, Nectriaceae. Gene Ontology annotation, molecular function: protein binding. Bases 1 to 4206 code for a protein of 1401 amino acids. The transcript is spliced from 3 exons. The record is from RefSeq and is a predicted model, not a curated record.